Eucalyptus grandis is the source of this 969-nucleotide messenger RNA. RefSeq names its product probable aspartic proteinase GIP2. The transcript has 4 exons. The record is from RefSeq and is a predicted model, not a curated record. Gene Ontology annotation, biological process: proteolysis. Gene Ontology annotation, molecular function: aspartic-type endopeptidase activity. Bases 1 to 969 code for a protein of 322 amino acids. NCBI's taxonomy places the organism in Eukaryota, Viridiplantae, Streptophyta, Magnoliopsida, Myrtales, Myrtaceae.
AUGUACGAGAAGCUCUCUACAAUAAACAAUGUCUACUUGAUGCAGUGUCUAAUGUCAAAGAAGGACGAAGGAUUCAUUGCUCGAGAUCCUUUCUACCAGAGAUACCUAGAUGACGAUUCUUCCAUAGGGCCUCUUGAUGAAGACUGUGGAAGAAAAGAAAAAAGAAAAAUCGGAAAUAUUAACGGUGCACUCAUCCUCGUCUCCCAUUUUCUGCGGCAACUUCCUUUCUCUUGCGUGCCUCCGAAGUUCACGAGCGGCAUCUCCGUAGCCGGCAAUGGCGUGGUGGCACUUUCCAUCGCUCCGACCUCGAUCACCAUGAAGCUCUCAGCCGACCUCAAUCUCCCCCACAAGCUCGCUCUCUGCCUCCCGUCUUCUUCUUUCUCCCCCGGCCAUGGCGACUUCUACGUCAGUGGCGGCCGUACUUCAGGCCUCUGCUCAAACAGGACCUCUCGGAGUCGCUCCUCAUCGAUCCUGUCAGCUGACCGCCCUUUCAUGGCUCCGUAUCUCCGUCCGACCUCUAUCGACAAGAACGGAAGAGGUGGGACCAAAAUCAGUACUCUGACUCCGUACACGGUCCUCCACUCGGCCAUCUAUAGUGCUCUGGUUGCGGAGUUUUUGAAGCAGGCGGCGGAGAAGAAGAUGAGGAGAGUGGACCUGAUCACGCCAUUCGGGGCGUGCUUCGACGCAAGGAGCAUAAGGAGUGGAGUGGCGGGGCCGGACGUGCCGGCCAUGGCGCUGGUGCUCCCGAGUGACGCGCAGUGGGGGAUCGAAGGGGUGAAUUCGAUGGUGAGGGUGAGCGAGGAGGUGAUGCGCCCGGGGUUCGUGGAUGGAGGGUCGACGCCGAUCACUGCCCUCGUGAUCGGGGCGCACCAGAUGGAGGACAAUCUGGUGGAGUUCGACGUGGCUGUGAUGGCGUUCAGGUUCAGCAACUCGCUCCUACUUCGCAACACCGGUUGCUCCCAUUCUUGA